AUUGACAUCACUAACGACAUUUGUUUAUGUGUUAUCGAUAACAAUCGACACAUCUCUAUUAAAUAACAUCAAAUGCAUAUUUUGAAAUUGCCAAUUGUGUAUUUUUUUUUGUGUAUUUGAGAUGUUUCGUGUUAAAAACAAAUGGUACGAAUACGGGGCUUAAGAUGUGGAUUAGCAAAUGAUAAUCAUCUGCUAGAACCAGCGAACACUAAAAUUAAGGACCCAAAACUCAUUGAUUUCGUGCGUAAGCGGCGCAUUGAUUUUCGCGGAGAAGAGCUGGUGUGUAAACGAUGUGCUGAAGAACUUAAACGUAUUUAUUUGGAGAAAAUUAGACGAGCUCAAGAAUUGAAACACGUAAAACACCAAAGAUCCUUGGAGUUGUCCUCAUCAUUUACAGACCAAGAUGAUACCAAUAUUAGUCGGCAACGGCGUGCCUUGCAUGCGGUAAAGAAAAGUUCAACCACAACAACUACAUCAGCAGACGUUGAAGAGCAACACAGUACAUCCCAAUCAACAAUAGACGAGGGCCCGUCCACAAGUGCUGCUGCAGCAGCUAAAAUAAAACGUAAACAACAGGGAGCGGCACGACGAAGGCGUGGUGUGGGGCAUACCACAGGUGAUGAGGACGAUGCAGACGCUGAUGAUGAUGACGACGAAUAUGCGCCAAGUCCAAAUGCUGUAAAUGGCACACGACUCCCACACAUACAACCUAUACCAAAGAGGAGAAAAUUUGUACAUGCAAAUCCAGAUGUGCUGAAAAUCUACAUGGCGGGCCUGACGGGUGGAUAAUACUUAUUGUAAUAAGUAGUAAAUCAAAUCAUUUGUGUAAAUAAUUCAUUAAAACGACUGUUUAUUUGUAAGGAUUUGUACUGUUGUAGUCAUAUGUAUUUGUGUUAUAUUAAAAAUUGUUAAAUUUAUGAAUA
Molecule: messenger RNA, 923 nt
Organism: Zeugodacus cucurbitae (melon fly)
Lineage: Eukaryota; Metazoa; Arthropoda; Insecta; Diptera; Tephritidae
Exons: 1
Coding region: 142-789 (215 amino acids)
Source: RefSeq, a predicted model, not a curated record